UGAUACCCCCAAGUAAAACCCGGGAUCCAAACCAACACAUUGUAAACCAAACUCAUGUUUCAUUAACUUGGUUGUUGUAUUCUGUUCGAAAUUAAUUAUUUUGUAUUUCUUUUUGUACAAUUCUUGUACUUAUCAUCAUUCGGUUAACCAUGACCCACAAUUCGCAAGUCUCCAAGUAUCAGUCUAACACGACCAGGAUGAUGUUGGCGUAUCAAAAACUCGACUUUUCCCAGUUUGCGGAGCUUCGCAAAGCUGGAGAAUUCCGGCGCACGGACGUCGUUCCGUUGCUGGCGAGCCCGGCUGACCUUGAGCGCGAGAUGGCCGCGUUUUGUCAAAAGAGAGCGGAUUCGAUGGCGGUGAAGAUAGAGAAAUACUUGAGAGAGUGUUUUCUCGACAGGAAAUUUAACACUUUUUCCAUCGAUGAGCUUUUUGUCGCUCUAAAGGAGACGAACGUCCACCCGGAGGCGAGAAAGAUUUUGUUGGACGAAAGUCUUCCCAAACGGCAUCCUCGGAUCAAGAUCGACGCCAAGGGUCGCUUAUCGUACAUUCCGCCAUACAAAAUUACUGCCCUCACCGAUAUGGUGGAUAUGAUUAAAGAUAUGUCGAGCCGGUUGGAAGGUCUAUUCGAAGAUGACAUUCACGACUCGACCAAGCUGAGCGAUUCAAUCAUUCGGGAAUUGCACGAAUCUCAACAAGUCUUCGCCAUAAAGCGUUGGGACGGCAAGGCCACGUUUUUCCACUCAAACGUCCAUCCAUCCUCCACCACCAGCGAUUUGCCCUCAAUCAACGUGGAAACGGAACUCGUCAACAUUUUCAAAUCCAUCGACGUCUCCCGACUGGAUGCCGAAAUUCAUAUUGAACGUUAUUUAGAACGUGCCGGACUAAACCCCAUCAAAUCGGAGAGGAAACUGUUUCUCCAACCCAAGAAAAAGGCCGUGGUCAAGGUAGAAAUCAAGAAGAAGGCGAAACCCCUCGUCCUGGGACACAAUCAACACCUCGAAGCCGGCGUGAUGAAGCGUUUCGACGAAAAUGGUGUCCAAGACGAGGAGGAGGAAGGUGGCAACGACGAUGACCAUGUCGAAUAUCUGCCACAGCCGGAAAUCAAGAAAAAGAAGAAGUCCGUGACCAUGAAAGACAAAACACCCAAAAAGCGUCCCGCAUCCGAAAAGGAGGAAAUUCCGCCCAAAAACCUUCGCGAUCGUCCCGUCCAAGACGAGGAACAAGAUCUCUAAAAAAUGAUUAAAUUGGAUUUUUGCCUUGUGAGGGUCAUCGUCGUUAAAAAAUAUAAACCUAAAAUUUUCUCUUAAAAAAAUGAAUAAUUUUGAAGGAUCAGAAAUUUAGUCAAAACAAAUGAAUUGAUUGUUAUAAACUUGAUGACGAUGAGACGAAACUGUCCAAAUAAUGCAACCUCUUCUUAAUAGUGACGAUUUGUAGAAACCGUGCAAAAUCUAAUAAAUUUCAUCAGUCAACAUCUCAAUAAUUGAUUAAAAA
This is a messenger RNA of Folsomia candida, 1491 nucleotides long. RefSeq lists its product as uncharacterized. Lineage: Eukaryota; Metazoa; Arthropoda; Collembola; Entomobryomorpha; Isotomidae. The coding region runs from base 150 to 1232 and encodes 360 amino acids. The record is from RefSeq and is a predicted model, not a curated record. The transcript is spliced from 6 exons.